AUGUCUCUGUACCGCAACUUGGCCUGGUUCCUCAAGGGAAUGACAGAGUUCACCAGGAAUGCCUUCUUGUCAGCUUCCAAGCGCUUUAUGGAGAAGGACCUGGAGGUCUCUUUGGCGGGACGCUCCUUCAUGAUAACAGGAGCAAACAGUGGCAUAGGCAAAGCCACAGCUAUGGCAAUUGCCAGGAGAGGCGGAACGAUCCACAUGGUGUGCCGGAACAAGGAUAAAGCUGAAGAGGCUAGGGCUGAACUUGUCAAGGAGACAGGAAAUAAAGAGAUCUAUGUGCAUAUCCUGGAUUUAUCUGAGACCAAGAAGGUCUGGGAGUUUGCAGAGGCCUUCAAGAGGAAGUACAAGGCUCUAAAUGUCCUGAUUAAUAAUGCAGGCGCCAUCAUGAGUAAGCGGGAAGUGAACGCUGAGGGUCUCGAGAAGAGCUUUGCCACCAAUGUCCUCGCUGUUUACAUUCUCACCAAGAGCCUCAUUCCCUUGCUGGAAAAGAGUGCCGAUCCAAGAGUGAUCACUCUGUCAUCAGGAGGAAUGCUGGUACAGAAGCUCAGGAUAGGGAACCUGCAAACUGAGAGAGGUCGCUAUGAUGGUACCAUGGUCUAUGCCCAACAUAAGAGGCAGCAGGUGGUGAUGACGGAGCAGCUUGCAAAGAUUCACCCGAGCAUCCAUUUCUCUGUCAUGCAUCCUGGCUGGGUGGACACUCCUGCGGUAGCAAAUGCCAUGCCUGACUUCCAUCGCUCUAUGAAGAGCAGCCUGCGGACGCCGGAGCAGGGCGCGGACACUGUGGUGUGGUUGGCUGUGUCUGAGGCCGCCAUUACCAACCCGAGUGGACGCUUCUAUAAGGACCGUCGGAUGGUGGCCACCCACCUGCCUCUGGCCUGGACCCACAGUUCCCCCCUGGAGGAGCAGAAGCUGAUCUCCGCAUUGGAUGACUUAGCCAAGAUGUUCCAGCCACAUUGA
Molecule: messenger RNA, 963 nt
Organism: Nerophis lumbriciformis (worm pipefish)
Lineage: Eukaryota; Metazoa; Chordata; Actinopteri; Syngnathiformes; Syngnathidae
Source: RefSeq, a predicted model, not a curated record